This is a messenger RNA of Prorocentrum cordatum, 1424 nucleotides long. The record is from the annotation of a GenBank genome assembly. Lineage: Eukaryota; Dinophyceae; Prorocentrales; Prorocentraceae.
AUGACCCAGGACGGCCUCGUGGACGGGGUGCUGAUGUGGUGGCGACUCGACAUGAACCCCAGCGGCAGCAUCGCGAUCUCGACGUCCCCGCUCGAGGAGCUGGCGCUCGGGGAGCCGGUGCCGCGCCGCUCCCACUGGCAGCAGGGGGCCUGCGUCUUCCGCGCGCCGCCGGCGCGGCGGCGCUUCCGCGGCGGCGAGCCGGUGCCGCUGCGCGUGACGGUGAGGGGCUGGGACGUGCACUUCGCCCUGCAGUCGGAGGGCGAGGCGGAGCGGCCGCGGCCGCCGCGGCAGGACCCCUUCGCCUUCCCCGCCCUGCAGAGGCACCUGCUGCUCCGCCUCGCGGACGAGCCGCGUUUGGCCCGGCUGCGCGAGGAGGUCCGCGACGCCGUCCGCGCGGGCGGCGGCGCGACGGCGACCGUGCUGUGCCUCAGCGACGGCCUCGCGGGCGCGCUGGCGGCGGUCUCGGCCGGCACUGGCGCGCGGGUGGUCGUGCUCAGCUCCCUGCCGGCCGCCGCCGACCGGCUGCGCGCGGCGCUCGGGGGCGGCGCCGCCGUCGGGGUCUACGCGCGGGACGGGGGCGGCCGGGGCCUGGUCGAGGCGGCCAGGGCGCUGCUGCAGGGCCGGGCGGCGCACGUGCUCGUGUGCGAGGCCGCCGACGCGGCGCUGGCCGAGCUGGACACCACCUGGGGGCUGGAGGAGAUCCUGGCCGUGUGGCACCGCGUCCGCCACCUCGUGCGGGCGGGCGACGUCCUCGCCGGUGCCGGCGCGGCGGGCCCGCGCGUGGUGCCCUGCGGCCUGAAGGUCGUCUGCCGAGCGUUCGCGGCGCAGGAGCUGCGGCGCCGGCGCGCGCCGGUCGGGGACAUCCUCGGCUUCGACAUGGGCAAGUUCAACGAGCACGCGCCGAUGUGGCGCGCGCACGGUGUGAAGAGGAGCUCGCUGAUGGGGUGCCUCCCAGCCUGGCUGUCGCCCAGGCUCGAGUGCGCGGUGCGGUGGCCGUGCGGGGGCGACGAGGAGCUGGGGCCACCGGGCGAGUCUCUUGCGCUGGCCCUGGAGGGCGCGGCCUCCGGCGAGGGCCGGUGCGACGGCGUCCGAGGGACGAAACGCGCUGACCACGACCAAGCUGACGCCAUCGUGGGGCCACCUUGGAGGAUGGUAGCUCUCUGGCCUGGGCUGCGCCGUGCGAAGCGCGAUUAUCUUCACGCCCUUGGGGGCGAACGAAUCGCCGAAAGCCGUUGAGAGCGUUCUCCCGGCUAAGGUUUGCCUCCGGUGCUCAACGAUCGAGGAUCGAGGACCGGUCUUGUCGGCGAAGAGCUCGGCCAUGGUCCAUGUUGGCCGCCGCCGAUGCACGAGGAUGAUCCACGAGUCGACAGUGGCCCAAGAGCGACGGCGACCAAGACCAGCACUGGCAUUUCCGCGUUCCGUCC